Andrographis paniculata is the source of this 1707-nucleotide messenger RNA. RefSeq names its product diaminopimelate decarboxylase 1, chloroplastic-like. The transcript is spliced from 8 exons. NCBI's taxonomy places the organism in Eukaryota, Viridiplantae, Streptophyta, Magnoliopsida, Lamiales, Acanthaceae. Gene Ontology annotation, molecular function: diaminopimelate decarboxylase activity. Bases 49 to 1500 code for a protein of 483 amino acids. The record is from RefSeq and is a predicted model, not a curated record. Gene Ontology annotation, cellular component: chloroplast.
CAUUCACGCUGCUCUGCUCGCUCAUUGCACUUUCCUGGCAAACCAACAAUGGCGGCCGCCAAUCUCCUCUUUCAAUCCCCGACGACCCUCCCAACCAAAUCGCUGAAGCUUUCUUCUGCCCCCGGCUUUGCUUCCCGCAUUCUUCCCUUCAAAUCGAAGCCGAUUUCGUGCAAUUUGCUGUCUCGACUUCCAAGGGCAGUUCUCUCUACCUCGGAGCCGCAAACGCAGGGGUUUAGGCACUGUUUUUCCAAGUCUGAAGAUGGGUACCUUUGCUGCGAUGGCGUUAGAGUUGAGGAAGUCAUGGAAACUGUGGACAGAAGGCCGUUUUAUUUGUACAGUAAGAAACAGAUUACUCGGAACGUCGAGGCGUAUAAGGACGCAUUGAAGGGAUUGAACUCGAUUAUCGGCUACGCUAUCAAGGCGAAUAAUAAUCUCAAGAUUUUGGAGCAUUUGAGGAAGCUGGGAUGUGGAGCUGUCCUCGUCAGUGGAAAUGAACUCAAGUUAGCUGUCCACGCUGGAUUUGAUCCUACAAGGUGCGUCUUUAAUGGGAAUGGGAAGACACUGGAGGAUCUAACAUUGGCAGCUGAACAAGGAGUUUUUGUCAACAUUGAUAGUGAAUUUGAUUUGGAAAACAUUGUGGCUGCUGCAAGAAUUGUUGGGAAAAGGGUUAAUGUUUUGUUGCGUAUCAAUCCCGAUGUUGAUCCUCAGGUCCAUCCUUAUGUUGCUACCGGAAAUAAAAACUCCAAAUUUGGUAUUAGAAAUGAGAAGCUGCAAUGGUUUCUGGAUGCGGUGAAAGAACAUUCAAAAGAGUUGAAACUCGUGGGCGCUCACUGUCAUCUUGGUUCUACCAUUACAAAGGUAGAUAUCUUUAGGGAUGCUGCUGUUUUGAUGGUGAAAUACAUUGAUCAGAUUCGCUCCCAAGGUUUCAAGAUAGAUUAUUUAAACAUUGGAGGUGGUCUGGGUAUAGAUUAUUACCACACUGGAGCUGUCCUUCCGACUCCCCAAGACUUAAUAGAUACUGUUCGUGAAUUGGUUAUUUCGCGGGAUCUGAAUCUCAUAAUUGAACCCGGAAGAUCCCUCAUUGCCAACACUUGCUGCUUUGUCAACCGUGUCACUGGGGUCAAGACCAAUGGAACAAAGAAUUUUAUUGUCAUCGAUGGCAGCAUGGCAGAGCUCAUUCGUCCGAGUUUGUACGGAGCAUACCAGCACAUAGAUCUGGUUUCCCCAGCACCUCCUGAUUCUCAAAUUUCCACUUUUGAUGUUGUUGGUCCUGUUUGUGAGUCAGCUGAUUUCCUAGGGAAGGAUCGAGAACUGCCAACACCAACAAAGGGAAUGGGAUUGGUCGUUCAUGAUGCGGGUGCUUACUGCAUGAGCAUGGCUUCAACAUACAAUCUGAAAAUGCGUCCGCCUGAAUAUUGGGUCGAAGAUGACGGGUCAGUGUCCAAAAUCCGGCAUGGGGAGUCGUUUGAGGAUCAUUUGAGGUUCUUUGAGGGCCUUUAAGGUGCUGCAUUCAUCAUCAUCAUCAUCGUCGUAGCUGGAUUUGGUGCGACAAGAAUCAAUAUUAUUAGGUAUGAGUUGUUUUAAGUUACUAUUCCCAGGCUGGCUGUUGUAUCAGAUAGAUUGUUUUUUGUUUGGCUGACUGAAAUUUUGGUGUUAAGCGUUGUACUAGUUCAGUUAAUAAUUCGCAUUUGUCUUGUUUGCUGCCUU